CUUUUCAAGAUUUUGCCGAGAAACUUUGCUUUGACUCGAGAGUCCGCGAAUGAGUUCCGUCCCGAUCCGUUCCGCGAGUGCCUGAGUGUGUCGUCUGAGAGUGCAAGCGUUUAAUUAAACCUGAUCGAUCCGCAGUGAAAUUUAGCAUACUGCAAAGGCAACAAAGUGACAAUCAAGCGAGUGAAAUAUUUCAACAUCUUCGAUUCUGGCCAUAUUUGACUGUUGACCGUGUGUUCUGUGUUGUUCCUCCUGGGCUCGUCUGAGAAUGCCUGCCAAACUGAUAUCAUCGUCGUUCCACAGCACGCCCCUCAACGACUGCUUCAAAGUGGGCGCGUUUGAGAGACGUUUGGAUGCUCUCCUAGCUGAUCUGCAGAACAGUGUGCCGGGCCAACCCCAACAACCUCAGCCUCAGUAUGGCACUGUGCAGCCAAAGCAGCAACAGCAACAGCAGCAGUUUGUGGACAAUACACCCGGCUAUGGCAGCCUCAGGGGCAAGGCCCAGCCACAGGUGUACCAGGAGCACUAUAGCGUAGAGACGCGCUCCCCAACGGCGGGCGAUUUAAAUGGCUCCUUCUCCAUUCCGAGCAACGGCUACCCCAGCCAGGGCAGUGGCUCCCUGCCCCGCAAGCCCGCAGCCACGGCGGUGGGGCAGAACAGCACCGGAUUGUCGGAGCUGGACUCGUUGCUGCAGGAUCUGCAGAAUGCUCGCUACAACAACGGCGGUGCCGACAAGGGACUGAAGGACAUCGAUGUGCCAGUCAAUUACAGCACACCAGUCUCGAAGUUCAACACGUACAACAGCUAUGCCACCGUCGAAGAGCGGCCUACCAUGGACAGCCUGCUCAACGAGCUGGACAACGCCCACAUCUACGCCGUGCCCAAUGGAUCUGGGCACAAAUCCCCAACGCCCGGACGCCAUGUCACCAUCACGGUACGCGAAACAAAGACGGAGAAGCUGACAGGACCCGAUGGUCCAGUUGGCACGCUGGAGGAGCAGACUGUGCAGCAGAAAGAUUCGUAUACACAGAACAGUGCUGGUCCGGGCAUUCAGCAACAACAGCAGCAGCAUCAGCAUCAGGCGUACACGUCGCAGGCCACCAAGGAACUUGACGACCUUAUGGCCUCGCUUUCCGAAUUCAAGGUCAGCAGCAACGGAACGAACGGCACAGGCGGACAAUACCCGAACUCUAGCCCGCAGCAGCAGCACACAUCGACGGUGCAGCACCAGACGGUAACGGACUACGCCAGACCGAACAAGGGCAGCCAGCAGGCACAUCUCACGCAGACGAUCGAGGAGACGACCAUCGUCGAGGACAGUCGCGAGGAUCAGUUGGAUUCUAUGCUAGGAAACCUACAGGCAAACAUGAGUCGCCAAGGAGUCAACACAGUGCAGAAGGGCUGCUGCAAUGCCUGCGAGAAGCCGAUCGUCGGCCAGGUGAUCACCGCCUUGGGCAAGACCUGGCACCCGGAGCACUUCACGUGCAACCACUGCAGCCAGGAGCUGGGCACCCGCAACUUCUUCGAGCGCGACGGCUUCCCCUACUGCGAGACGGACUACCACAAUCUGUUCAGCCCGCGCUGCGCCUACUGCAACGGCGCCAUUCUGGACAAGUGCGUCACCGCCCUGGACAAGACCUGGCACACGGAGCACUUCUUCUGCGCCCAGUGCGGCCAGCAGUUCGGCGAGGAGGGCUUCCACGAGCGCGACGGCAAACCCUACUGCCGCAACGACUACUUCGAGAUGUUCGCCCCCAAGUGCAACGGCUGCAAUCGGGCCAUCAUGGAGAACUACAUCUCCGCUUUAAACUCGCAGUGGCAUCCCGAUUGCUUUGUCUGCCGGGACUGUCGACAACCCUUCCAGGGUGGAUCGUUCUUUGACCACGAGGGACUGCCCUACUGCGAGACGCACUACCAUGCCAAGAGAGGAUCGCUCUGUGCCGGCUGCUCGAAGCCCAUCACCGGACGCUGCAUCACGGCCAUGUUCAAGAAGUUCCAUCCGGAGCACUUCGUUUGCGCCUUCUGCCUCAAGCAGCUGAACAAGGGCACGUUCAAGGAGCAAAAGGACAAGCCCUACUGCCACGUCUGUUUCGACAAGAUAUUCGGUUGAUAUUCGCAGAGUCCGUCGGACCGCAGCUGCCAAACUAUUCACUAGCUAUGGAUAUACACACACAUAAAACUGUUUUUAUACGAUUUACGACCACCCCGAACCCCGAACCCCAACCCAUGCACAGCCCAACACCCAACCCAAAAC
Messenger RNA from Drosophila subobscura, 2251 nucleotides. It is a transcript of the gene Pax, whose product is annotated as leupaxin. NCBI's taxonomy places the organism in Eukaryota, Metazoa, Arthropoda, Insecta, Diptera, Drosophilidae. Gene Ontology annotation, cellular component: filamentous actin; Z disc; adherens junction. The record is from RefSeq and is a predicted model, not a curated record. The transcript has 9 exons. Gene Ontology annotation, biological process: actin cytoskeleton organization; muscle structure development. Gene Ontology annotation, molecular function: actin binding; muscle alpha-actinin binding. The coding region runs from base 266 to 2107 and encodes 613 amino acids.